UUAUGAAAUGAGCGAUGUACAGUUGUACAUCGAUGUUUUUGGAAACCUUGUUUAUGUGUUUAUUUAUUUUCGUUGAUUUCACGCCUGACUGAAUAUUUCAUAUAUUUACCUAACAUGUGAAAAAGAAUCUUUUUACAACCUUUUUUUCUCACGCAUGUAUGACAGAAUUUUAAAUUCAGUACGUCAGCGUUUAUAAAAAGGUGGUAAAAACUUUAAGAUUUAAAAAGAAAUUGGGAAAGUGUACAAUAGAUCUUGGCAAAAAUAUACACAGGCUGAGCUAAUUGGAUUUGGGAAUUAUAUCCACGACGAGAGGUUUGUGUGAAUAUUGUAGCUGGUAUUUACGAAACACAUUACCGGCCGAUCGUUCAGAGAGAAAUAUACAGUGUACACAUAUACACAUACAGUUUGAAGUUUACCUGACGUAGGUAGAUAUAUACAUACCUAUAGGUAAACGGUGUGUUAAAUAUUUGCUAUCGUUGCGGAUCACUGUGUAUUUGAAAUGUGAGGGAUUUGGUAGCCUUCGUAUAAACUUUGAAGGGAGAUAUAUGUGAGAAUUGAAAAUAAAUGUAUAUUUAGAUAAAUAUGGAGGAAUUAUGGUGAACGUUACACGUAACAUGGACCCCUUGGGAACUCGCUACCUGGUGGUGGAUUACUUGAACUACCGCUUAUCAAAGAACGGUCACACCUGGACACAUUGCCCGUCCCUCUUGGAUCCUCCCCUCAAAAUUCACACCACCAUGAGAGAGAAGGGGGACGAAUUUGAGGAUCUCUACCGAGUCCAGUUUCAGGAACUAGUGGACCAGUUACACGUCACUCACGACACCUGUUACCCCAUGUUUAAGGCAGUCGUGGAGGAACUUUUUCAGGGAGGGAUCAAUUGGGGGCGUAUAGUGGCCCUUUUCGCCUUCAGUGGUUCCCUCUCUACUCGUUGUGUGGAGAAAGGGAUGGCGAGUUUAGUGGAACUUAUUGUGGAAUGGAUGACGCAGUUCAUUGAACAAGAUUUAAGUCAGUGGAUUGAUCAACACGGGGGAUGGCAAGGUUUUGUGGAUUUCUAUUCCAAGAGAGACAGAUCUACGAAUGAAGACACCCCCUGGGUUAAGUACGGAGUAAUAGGUGCAGUAGGAGUACUGGCCCUGGGGGCGUUUAUGACACAAAGGACUUGAAUAAGGACUGUGUUACAGGGACCAAGCCAUCAUGUGCUAGGCCAAGUUCUUCAUGCCCCCAUCUUGCUGCAUUUGGAACAGAGGAAAAAUGCAUUAUCAAAUAUGUGCAUUAUAUGAAUGUUUGAAAUGUUGCAAUUCUUUAAGCCUAGGAAGGGGGGGGGUGAAUUCUCUUGUUAUUCUACAUGAGGGGCCACAUUUCUGAUUCUACAAACGGUAUGAAAUCCAUGUGCUUAUUAUUUUUAUGGAAGAAUGACUGUUGAUGAGUGUUGUGUCUUGUUGGAAAAGAAAAGUGUGGAGUAAUAGGUGUUGUUUUUAUUGUUGAUAUUUUCCAAAUGAUUCAGGAUUUAUGAUUAAAUGUUUGAAGACUGUUGACCUUGAGGGAUGCAUAUAAAUGUGAAACACAAGUCCAUGAAGAUGCUAGAAAUAGAAAUUAUACUGAUUUUUAUACAUUAACUGAGUAUUUGUAUGUACAGCUAUAUAGUUAGAUAAGUCAGUUGCUGUUAAAAA
This is a messenger RNA of Saccostrea cuccullata (small rock oyster), 1670 nucleotides long. RefSeq names its product apoptosis regulator R1-like. Bases 594 to 1163 code for a protein of 189 amino acids. Lineage: Eukaryota; Metazoa; Mollusca; Bivalvia; Ostreida; Ostreidae. Gene Ontology annotation, molecular function: protein homodimerization activity; protein heterodimerization activity. Gene Ontology annotation, cellular component: mitochondrial outer membrane. Gene Ontology annotation, biological process: negative regulation of intrinsic apoptotic signaling pathway; intrinsic apoptotic signaling pathway in response to DNA damage; extrinsic apoptotic signaling pathway in absence of ligand. The transcript is spliced from 2 exons. The record is from RefSeq and is a predicted model, not a curated record.